AUGAGCAUAGAGUCUAAGAUUGAUAUUAUACACCUCCAACGAUCCCACCCAAAGAAACAGCCAGAGAGACACGGUUGCUUGAGUCCUAGUACCACUGGACCUACUACCGAACCUACUACCGAACCCUUCGAUCGCCUCAUCUCUCUCAGUAUCGCACUAUCCCAUAAUCGAAUGAAGCAGGCUACCUGUGGAGGUAAUCGCGGAGCAGCAGUGACCGUUCAUCCCCCUCACGCCAUCACCGUCCCCUCAUCACUUGCUAAGCGGCCUCAGGAUCAAGGAGGUUCAGCAUUGGAUGAAGAGGAGUGGGAGAUCGUAAAGAUCGUUGACAAGAGACGGACCGGAAGGGGCUAUGAAUACAAGGUGUGCUGGCAGAAAACAUGGCUGCUUGAAAGCGAGUUAGGAAAUACGCAGGAACUGUUGCGGGAGUUUGAGGCGAAACACCAGGCGCAGCAGGGAGGCAAACGGGGAAGACCGGCACGUGCAGACAAGGGUCGGUGA
Letharia columbiana is the source of this 498-nucleotide messenger RNA. RefSeq lists its product as uncharacterized. NCBI's taxonomy places the organism in Eukaryota, Fungi, Ascomycota, Lecanoromycetes, Lecanorales, Parmeliaceae. The record is from RefSeq and is a predicted model, not a curated record. Bases 1 to 498 code for a protein of 165 amino acids. The transcript has a single exon.